CAGAAGUGACUAGGCCUCCGCCGUGUGCUGUUCUAGUGAUGGCGAACCGAAAGUGGAUCCUGCUCAUCUUCAUCCUCUACGUAGUGGUGCUCCCGUUGGUCUAUAUUAUGAAAGAAGGGAUGAAGCAAGAGUUCGCCGAAUUGCAGGAGGAACGCAGGGCAGACAUGGACUCCUUCUACAACUACAUAGUUUUCCUCCUCUCCUUCCAAGCCUUAGUUCGAUCCGUCGGGAACUACAACUUGUACGGUCCGGGUCGACGUGGCAACAACCUCCGUCCCAGGUUAACUUGGUCAGUAUUCGCGAACAUGUUUUUUUCCUAUGUGUUUUUUCUCGUUACUAACCUCUGGGGUUUGGAAUUGUUUCAUGCGUUGAAAGAAGCGAAACAACAACGUGAACUCAAAGUGUGCAAGAACCUGACUAGAAUCGCCUAUACCACAGGACUUUACUGUUAUGAUUUCAUUCCGAAAUAUUUGAAUUAUUAUGAUUUCAUCGAAGAGGUUGAGGUUACUGUGGAGUCUUGUUUGAAAUAACCAUAUUUCAAACAUUGUGCUCAUUUUUAAUACUGUUUGUUCAAAGAUUAAUAUUCUUGUCAGACAGUAUAAGAACGGAGAACAGUAAUAUCAGUGAUAAGUGUCACAAAAUGCCUAAAGCUUAAUCAUUAAAAUUAAUCUUUUAAAGCAUAUUUUUAGUCAACAG
Messenger RNA from Nezara viridula (southern green stink bug), 696 nucleotides. The record is from the annotation of a GenBank genome assembly. NCBI's taxonomy places the organism in Eukaryota, Metazoa, Arthropoda, Insecta, Hemiptera, Pentatomidae.